Charadrius vociferus (killdeer) is the source of this 1204-nucleotide messenger RNA. It is a transcript of the gene NDUFA9, whose product is annotated as NADH dehydrogenase (ubiquinone) 1 alpha subcomplex, 9, 39kDa. The record is from RefSeq and is a predicted model, not a curated record. The transcript is spliced from 11 exons. Gene Ontology annotation, cellular component: mitochondrion. Gene Ontology annotation, molecular function: protein-containing complex binding. NCBI's taxonomy places the organism in Eukaryota, Metazoa, Chordata, Aves, Charadriiformes, Charadriidae.
AUGACUUACUAAAAGUUGGAAGGCCCUGGCAUUUCUGUGUUAGCUGCAGCACCAUCUGUGUUGCAUCGGCACCGCCAAGUUCAUCAUGCGGUGAUCCCCCAUGGAAGAAGUGGACGAUCCUCUGUUAGUGGCAUCGUGGCCACUGUCUUUGGGGCUACAGGUUUCCUGGGACGAUACGUUGUCAACCGUUUAGGUCGUAUUGGAUCUCAAGUAAUCAUACCCUAUCGCUGUGAUCAGUAUGACCUCAUGUAUCUGCGACCGAUGGGUGACCUGGGGCAACUUCUCUUCUUAGAGUGGGACUGUAAGGACAAAGACUCUAUCCGAAGAGCCGUGGAACACAGCAAUGUGGUCAUUAAUCUUGUUGGAAAGGAAUGGGAAACAAAAAACUUCAAAUUUGAAGAUGAAUUUGUAAAUAUUCCUAAAAGUAUUGCGCAUAUAACUAGGGAAGCUGGUGUGGAAACACUCAUUCAUAUCUCUCACCUGAAUGCUAGCAUGAAGAGCCCUUCCAAAUACCUCAGGACUAAAGCUGUUGGAGAGAAAGCAGUGAGGGAAGAAUUUCCAGAUGCUAUAAUUUUGAAGCCCUCUGAGAUGUUUGGGAGAGAAGACCGAUUUCUCAAUCAUUACGCAAACAUGCGGUGGUUUGGUGGUGUGCCUCUUAUUUCUCUGGGCAAAAAAACAGUGAAGCAACCAGUAUAUGUGGUUGAUGUAGCAAAGGCAAUUAUUAAUGCAAUUAAGGAUCCUGAUGCUAAAGGAAAAACAUACGCCUUGGCUGGACCUAAUCGAUACCUACUUUAUGACAUGGUAGAAUACAUCUAUGCGGUUUGCUUUAGAACCUUUCUUCCCUAUCCGCUUCCUCGUCCUCUCUACCAUUUAGUUGCAAGAUUCUUUGAGAUCAGUCCAUUUGAACCAUGGUUAACACGAGACAAAGUGGACCGGUUUCACACAACAGACAUGACGUUUCCUGAUCUUCCUGGUUUGGAAGACCUGGGUAUUCAACCAACAUCACUAGAACAAAAAGCAAUUGAAGUUCUGCGCCGUCACCGCAGAUACCGCUGGUUGGAAGCUGAGCUGGAGGAAGCAAAACCAGCCAAGACAUAUCCCAUGUAACAGUUGAUAAGGUGGUUACUUAACACUUCUUAAACUGCCUUUGUAUGACCCAAUUUGUUUGGAAAACUGUGUACAUACUGAGUAAAGUAUAUUAAUC